Messenger RNA from Emiliania huxleyi CCMP1516, 1303 nucleotides. RefSeq lists its product as hypothetical. The transcript has a single exon. Lineage: Eukaryota; Haptophyta; Isochrysidales; Noelaerhabdaceae. The record is from RefSeq and is a predicted model, not a curated record. Gene Ontology annotation, molecular function: protein binding. The annotation marks the transcript as partial.
CAGACCUUGACCCAGUCUCAUCAUCGCAGGGCCAUGUCGAGUGACGCGCACGCACAGGACGCGCCCGCUGCCACCAGCCUCUACCCUCCCCGAGACAAGCAGACGCGAAAGCUGUGGGACUCGCUCUGCAAGUUCCGCAAGGCGAGUGCGCGGCCGGCGUCCGCCCGCACGCCAACGGAGCUUGCACUGCCCGCCCAGUCGAGCUACAUCCGCGCGUGCAUCUACAGCUACGCCGAGCGACUGGGCCUGCGCGCCACCAAGAUGGAGAGCGGGGAGGGUGGCAGGCGGCAGCUGGGCGUGCUGGUCACGCUGCCACCUCCGCCUCCGCCGGCGGCCGGCGGGGCACGCGUCGCCGAGGCGGCUGGUGCCAAACGGAAACGCGACGAGGCAGCGCCCGGACCGGACGCGGCACCGGACGCGUCCUCCGCGCCCGUCGACGGCAGCGGUGCCGCCGAACAGCCAGCGCCAGCCGAGGCGCCGCCGCCGCCAGACGCGGACGCCGCGGCGCAGGCUCCUCCGCCGACGGAGCCGCGCUUCGACCGGAGGGAGAGCAGCAAGGAGCUGCGCCGCUGCGCGAGCAGGUCGGACGCCGCGGGCGCCGCCCGCGUCUUCAGCCGGAUGGAGGCGGCGGGCGCGGCGCCCUCCGACGCGGACUGCUCGCUGCUCCUCCACCUCUGCGGCAUCACUACUCCGCCGGACGUCGCGCUGGCGGCGCGGGUCUGGGAGGCCGCGAGGGCGGCGGGGACGCCGCUGCACGAGCCCAGCUGGUCGGGGAUGAUCCGCCUCAUGUGCGCGCACGGCGACGUGGCGCGGGCUCAGGCGCUCCUCACCGACAUGCUGCAGGGCUCCUGCGCCGACCGCGUGCGGCUCCGCUCCUUCUCGCCGCUGAUCGCGGCGGCCGCGGACCGGGCGGACGCGCCGCUCGCCGCCUCGACGUGCGAGCAGAUGCGCGCCGCCGGCCUCGCGCCGGGCGACGCCGAGUUCAUCAUGCUCGCCCGGCUGCACGCGCGCCGAGCAGACGGCGACGCGCUCGGCGAGCCGCUCCCAGACACUUCCCCAGACACUUCCCCAGACACUUCCCCAGACACUUCCCCAGACACUUCCCCAGACUCUUCCGAGCCUCCCAGACGCCUCCUAGACGCGCUCGGCGAGCUGGCCUGGCCGGACGGCGACACGUCCGCGACACGUCCGCGACACGUCCGCGACACGUCCCGCAGGCGAGCUGCUCGGCUGGAUGGCGACAGAGGUGUCGAGUAUGUCGGACGAGCACCUCGACGCCAUGGCGCACUGCUUCGACAUCGGC